This is a messenger RNA of Chilo suppressalis (striped riceborer), 7040 nucleotides long. The record is from the annotation of a GenBank genome assembly. Lineage: Eukaryota; Metazoa; Arthropoda; Insecta; Lepidoptera; Crambidae.
UUGGGUAUUUGGCCAUAUUUUGUAGUUUUUCUCUGGCUUAUCAAAUUAUUUGUUAGAUUAGAUCCAAGGGCAAUACUUGCGUUCGAUGUAAUUAACAUUGUAUAAUCAUGGAGGAUGAAAUUGAGGAUUGUAUUCGAAAGAAGACUCAGUGGCCCCAGUUACCAGGAUCAGUGAAGAAGUUGCUUGGCGAUUCUCCUAAAGAGUAUGAGAGAUAUAUAUUUGAAUUCAGUAUUAAAAAUCAACUUAGAUUUAGAGGAAGUUUGGUGAGGACAGUCCGUAAAGAUGAAAAGAAAUAUUAUGAAACUCUUGUCCAAAGCAGCAUACAAAGGCUUAUGCUAUACCCAUAUCACUUAGCUGAUAUGAUAGUUAAAGGCUUAAGGAUAACACCCUUCAUUUAUUAUGUUGAAGUUGUAGCUCUUCUGAUAGAGAUGGAGAAAAGUUAUGAUACCAUGCCUAACUUCACUGCAGCUGAUUGUCUUCGUUUACUAGGCAUAGGACGUAAUGAAUAUCUGGAACUGGUGGCCAAAGCCAGGUCGUUAGGUCGUCGUGGUCGGUCCAAAGCGAUAAGAGCUCUGUUACCAAAAGUACCAUUGAAUGUUCCCAUGCAGCCUUGGUGGCGGGUGGAACUUGGUUAUGUACUUGAGGACGAUGUGAAGCCUUUGAGUGACAGCGAGAAGGCGCUUAUAGAUUUGUUGAUCGACCGAGGCUCGCAGACGGCCGGAACCCUUGAUUAUAAUGACGUCAAAACUCUGUACAGACGCGGCUUAAUCUACCUGGACGUGCCAAUAACGGCCGCAGACAAGGUCUCCGUACCUCCGCUCAAGGGGUUCGUCAUGAACCGCAUCGCCGGCGACUAUUUCGAGACCCUGCUCUACAAAGUGUUCGUGUCCAUAGACGAGCACACCACUGUGGCGGAGCUGGCUAAUGUUUUGCAGGUGGAGUGCGAGCUGGUGAAGCAGGCUGUGUCCCUGUACUGCCGGUUGGGAUUCGCAAGACAUUUACGCCCUCCGCCUGCUCCUCAACACCCUUCCUGGCGAGCCGCCCUAACUGAACACCAUCAUCCACCAUAUCGACAAAUCACCCCGUUGACUUUCGACCCCAGUAUGGAUGAUGAAGCCUUACAAAUGGAGCCUGUGCUCAUCAAAGAGGAGCCUUCCACGUCUAGACAGAAUUAUGAAGAAAUCGCAGAGGAUAGUUCGAGCGGUGGAGGCGCUCGAAGAGUUGCAGUUUUAUUCGACUCUACGUUAGCCGCCUAUCUCAUGAUGGGGAAUUUGUCUCCGGAUCUCAAAAGUCACGCCGUUACACUUUUUGAAGUAGGCAAGCUUUGUGACGAAAGUUUGGAUAGUUUAUUGAUGGAAUUAGAUAAGGUGGCGGCGGACCCUGAGAUAGAGGGCGAGGCUCGUCGCUAUCUAGCGGCUGCGGCCUGCCUCAGGAUAGCGCUGCGGACGCUACGGCCCAAACUGAGGCCGCUAGAUCUGCUGCGUUGCGAAGCGCUGCACGCGCUCGGACCGCAGGCCAAAGCGAGGCUACUGGCUACCAAGUAUAGGCUAGCGAUCUCGACGGCGCCUCUAUGCCGCGAAGCCCGAGCAGGGGCGGCCGCUGGAGCCCUGCCACAUAUAGGGCCCGCGCCCACCGAGUCGGCCACGCCCUGGAUGCGGCUUUACCUUUACCACGUGGCUGGGUAUGGACCGCCCACCUUGCUGCUCACUAAAGGUACAGUCCUCCGCUGCGUGCCUCGCGCUCUGCUCGGUUACUCCCGCCUCUGGGUGUGGUGGUGGGGGGCGGAGGCCGCGCUAGAGGGGGGAGCUCCUCUGUCCGCCGCUGCAGCCCUAGCUGCCGCCAACCAGGCCCUACGCAGGGCUCCAGUCUUACUGCAAGCGGCUGCAGUAAGGACCCCGCACGCGGCUACACAUGUCAUGUUUCCGCCCGCGACUGACCCAGAGUCUCAAUCGUUGUGGACUCGGCACGCCGGCCUCCGUCGACUACUGCACAGGUUGAGGUUACACCGGUCAGUGGGAUACGUGACGCUCGCGGAUAUAGGCGUUCCCGAUCUGGGAUGUGCUCAUCCGCCCGUGACUGUACAAUUAGUCCCACCGCGUAAAAAGAAAGAACACUGUGGAAUAGCAAAACCGAUCAGUGAAAUAUCGCUAUCAUCGACUGAUUCCACAGAGAAAACUACCGCAGACUAUUCAAAGAGGUUGCAGUCACCCAUAGAGUCUCACUUCGCGGUGACGCCUACCAUAGACAGUAAAACUAGUUCUCCCGCCAAUGGCUUCACGAGCGCUGAAUGUGGACAGUUACUGUGCGAGGAAUUAGAUAAUCUGGCCAUUGAUAGCACGAAAACAUCGCAUCAAAGCAAAGAGUCAAUAGCCGGUUCGGACGAUAUAAUGCCUAUAAAUUCUGUAUCCACAAGCAUCGAAGACUUGAAAGAAAAAGCGGAUGAACUUAAAAGACGCGUUGAGAAAUCGACGAGUAAAGAAUCGAUAGCGCUUUCUGACGAUUUAGUUCAGAUUAAUUCGACGUCUGUCAGCGUGGAGAACUUAAAGUUCGACAGUAAGAAGGGCAGUGACACGUUUAGCGAGAGAUCGAUGAGUCAGUUGAAUGAUUUGAUGAGUCCAGCUGAAGAGUCAGUGUCGAUGUUUACGCAACUGUCGAACAAGUUGACCGAGAUGACGGCAGAGGGUGACAGUGGGAUUGACACCGCACAUAACUUUUCUGAUGAAGAGUCUUGUAAACCUGAGAAAUGGACAAUCCUUGAUCUUCAGUUCGGCAUUCCAUUGUUUGAUGAGAGCUUAUGCGAAAAGAUAUGUAAUUUUAUAGUUGACAAAAUAGCAAAACCUGAUUUAUUAGAUAAAGUGAAAGAAGAUAAUGAUUUCAUACGUGCUGAUGUACUGAAAUUUGUGUCCCAGUGUCAAUAUUAUCCGGGGGAAGAUAUGGGGAUCGUGAAACGGGGUACGUUAGUACCUUUACCCCGGAAGAACCUCGUAUUUGAAAACGGUAGAAUAAGCGAGUGGACUGGCAAAUGAUUCGCCGUCCUGCUUGCACGCGCCAUAUCCACCCAUCGACAAUGCCUUGUGAAAGAGACAGCUUUACCCGUACCGUCUUUAGGUUUAAUAGAGAUUUUAUUAUGCGAUGUAGUAAAUAUCGGCUGAUGAUUAAAGUAUAGCCUUUAUCACACAAGACUAUCUAAAACUGUCAAAUCUAUUCGUAAACUUUUAAACCAUAUUAUGUUUUACAUAAAGUUUAAACCAGAUUGAGGCAUGUCUUGGUAGUCUCAUAUGUCAUUGACUGUACAUUCACAAAGUUUUAAGGAAAUAGCUUUUAUAGACUUAACUAUAGUUACAAAGAACGUGAAACUACUAAAACACAAAUAUAAUGUUUAAGUUAUACUUAAAAUAAAAUAUAAACAAAGGAUACUAGAAGGUCAAUUAUAAAGUCAAAUAAUGUUAUGUCCAUCAUCAAGCCACAGUUUUGAUGUUAGUAUCGUAAAAUAUAAACUUAUGUAGUCCAAAGCGUUUAAGUUUCUAAUAAUCAUUAUUGGUGUGAAACUACUACACAAAACGAAUUAGAAAUGUUAUGGAAGCAUUAUUCUUUAUUAAAGACCGCAAAAACUUGUCUUUAAACUCAUACAACUUAACUUCAGUACUAACGCGACACGCACACAGAAGAAACAAAGUACUUUAACAAAUGAAAUAUCUGCAAAUGUAUUCGGCUAUCCAUUCAUUGGGUAAGAUAAUGUUAAAUUGAAAUCCCAACCAAUCCUACUAUCGGCGUGUUGAUCGCAUUUUUCUCCCCGCCCACUUGAUCGCAGUUUGCGUAAAACUUUAUGCGCAGUUUGUAUUCCAUAUUAUUUGUAAUUGCUUGACUACACCCCUUCUAUGCAAGCAGUUGGAGGAUUUGUCCGCGUUAAAAGAAUAUAGUGGUGUCGAUUCUGGCAUAAUUUUCUAAACCUAAACUUGACAACAGUGUAACCUUGUCAUUGUCUAUACGAUUGAAAAGGAGAGACUGAUGUUAAAUUAAGUUUUAAGUUUAAAGAUUCAUGCCAGAAUCGACACCAAUAUGUGUUUUUGCAUAAUAUAAUGUAAUUAAGAUUGCGUAUUUGCGUGCCAGAUUAGACUUUCAGGUCUGUAGUAGUAUAAUACCAAUAAUAACUUAAUAAUAAAUCCCAGUGACCGUCAUUUUAGAUUUGCAAUAACACCUAUGUGUACGUUGUUCUAAAUCCAUGAGGGUGUUUAGGAAAAUUGACGCCACCAGUUGGCGCUACUGUGACCUGAGGCCUUUUGUAUGAAGUUUUUGGCGCGAAUUAUCGAACGAGCAUUUAAAUUGAUCCGUAGACUAUGACGACAUAGGUGAUUUGACGGAUGAGUGGACCUUUCGUCUCAGUGCUGCCACCUGGUGCCCGUCAUUCCAGAAAACACUCAACUUGUGUAUCCUAAGAAGUUUGCAUAUCGAGUUUGCAAAAAGUGGUACCUAUCAUUAGGUUUAUAAAAGAUUCAAUUAUAAUUGACCUUAUUGACCGCAUAUUCGUUUUUUUAUAUGUGUAAAUAUUUAUUCUCCUUCUUUGUUUUUGUUAUAAAUGUAAUGUAAACAUAGUGUAAAAGAGAAAUAUCAUGCUUAAUUAUUAUUAUUAUUUAAUGCGCAAAAAAGUAUGUAUUGUGAUUGUCCUGUAUUUUUUAUUUUUUAAGUUAUAUAAUACAUUAAAAUUAUUAGAGCUGUUCUCUUCGAGAUACACUACUUAUAAAGCAUUUUGUAAAUUACUGACGAGAAUGAUUAGAUAUUGUUAAAUGUGAGUUAUAAAUGUGUUGUGUGAAGGCCCUGCUUCACAAAUAGCGUCCUUAUUAAAAGUAAGAGUUGUGUAAUUCUAAUAAGUCUCCAUAUCGCCUGUCUUACUCUUUAAGAUUAUUCUUAUAUAGUGUCAACGCUUUGUCAGUUUGCUUUAACUAUGACGCACUAACUUACUUCAUUAAUAUAAAUGAAAAUUAUCGACUUAUUUACAGCUCAUUGAGUCACCACAAUAAAAUUAUAUUCAUUGUUACCACACUCAAACUUCUUGAGCAACGAUCACAGACAAGAAAGCCUGCGUAGUAGCAAUUUUACAUACAGAAACGUCUACUAUGCAAGUUUAUUUGUCUGAGGUUUUGCUAAGAAGACCUGUAUUUACUAUCCGUUUGCUUCGAGUUGGCCUUCGCAAACCGUUACAAAAUGUGUCACUGGCCAAUCACAAGCACGUCAACCGGUACCGAUAAUCAAUAGGGUCGACUAGUAGGAUCUAUCUAGGAAAUAGAGGUAUAAGAAUAGAGUGGGAAAAGCGGCUCUAAAAGUGUCCGUCUAGUAGAAAGAUAAAGAAGAUGAGGGACCGCUAGCUAUCUCUCUCUCUUGUGACGCAUGGCAUCCAAUGGCAUCACGUCGAAAUAGUUACGGAAUACAGAAUAGCUUAUGGUUGCUAAUGCUCAUGCGCGAUUAGAGAGAGGAAGCUAGCGGUCUUUCAUCUUCUUUCUCUUUCUAUUAGAGGGACACUUCCACUUGUAGUAGAGUCUAUAUCUCCCCUACUCUAUUCUUAUACCUCUAUGGUUGGCCGUCGAUAACCGUUACAAAAUGUGGCACUAGCCAAUCACAAGCACAUCAACCGGUACCGAUGACCAAUAGGGUCUAUCUAGGCGCGCGGUGCGGUGGUGCAACUCGAAACGAAACAGUAGUAUUUAUAGAACGUUUUUUUAAAGAAAAAUAUCUACUUACGUUUGAAUAUCUGUUGUAAAAUUAGAUUUUAUUAUGUACUUAUACACACAGCAGCUCUUCAAAUGUUCAGCCUAAAGGUAAUACCGCACUAGGCGGAACUGCACUGCAGCUCAGCGAAGCGAUAGUACUAGACGAAGUUCGGUAUAUCGCACUGAAAAUGCAGCGGCGUGACACUUUUGUCCGUUAGUUGGUCGGCAACCACUCAUCAUAGUCAUAGUGUCACUGCUUUACGAGGAAGAAGAAAGGCUAAAGCAAUCAAGAAAAAACCAAGACUAUGGAUUCAUGUCAUUCCAAAAUCGAGAUAUGAAGAAGAAGAAUAUCAUGUACUUGCCACGGCUUAAAAGAGACUUAAAAAUAUUUCAUACAUAUUUCAUAAAUAUGAAGGGACGCGUCGCGGUCGCGCUGCUUACUAUAAACGCACCUAGCGGCAACGGAACUGCGCGUUGCGACACUGCGCGUCAAUUUUGCUUGGUUACCCAACUCUGUAGCGUCGUGUCGCACUCGCGCAGCGUAGUUCUAUUGCCACGUAGUGCGGUAUGUUUAAUACGUUUUAUUAGAAACAAUCUUUUGAAGUGCAGUGUCGCGUCGCUCCGCUGCAGUGCAGUUCCGCCUAGUGCGGUCUUACAUUUAGUGGUAAAGUUAAAGAUCAUAGUUGAUUGCACUGUUUUUUUGUGGUAGUCUGCCGCGCUGUUCUUAGCGCAGAAAUGUACAUAAUAUUAUAUGCAAUAUUCAUCAUAUUUUAAGAAGUAUAAGUAGGUCCCAACUUUAUAGUUAAUUUAUUUCAAAUUUAUUAAUCUCAACCAAUUUAUUUAUAUUGUGCCAUUGUAUUACUUUCUCUUAUUUUUUGUUUAAGGUAAUAUUGGACUAGAUAAUAUUUUUGUUAACCUCUUAACUUGUCUGAGAGCAUUUUUAUGUAUUCAUUGAAUAUUAUAAGCCGAAUUCUAUAUUAUUUGAUUAACAACCAUUGUCAUUUACUAGAUUUAACGCCUUAUUCCAAAAUUCGGACUAAAGUUAGUCUUGAUUGAAAUCUAAUGUUGUCUUUUUUUUAGCAAACAGAAGUGACAGCAUCAGCUUUAUUUAGUCCUUAGGUUUAACUUUAGUCUACGUUUUGUAAUAAGGCGGAAUAAGUUUAAGGCUGGUUUUAGUUUAGGUGCAUACAUGAAAAAAUCACUCAGUAUUUAAUCUUGUUAUUUUAUGAAGAAAAUAUUUUAUUUUAAUGUUAUAUUUGUGAUAAAAAUAAUCAUAAUGGAACAUACAUAAGAAUGUUCUAUGUGCACUUAAUAAAUAAUUUUAUAAAAGUUUAU